CGGGAGCUGGGGCGCAGGGUGAGAGCUCGUCACCCGCCGUCCCGUCCGGGGGGGACCGUCCCGGCGACUCCCCGCCGGGCGCCUGGCCCUCCCGGCGGCGCGCGCCGUGUUUGCACUUUGCAAAGCUCUCAGGCCGCCUCAAGGGCUCUUCCUGCACCUCGGCGCCGGGCUGGGGUGCUGGAAGCGGGACGCACCUCCCUCCCCGCAGCCACCACCACCCCUUCCACCACCCUCCAGCCUGGGUGUGUGGAGACUUCGUUUCCCCAAACGCAGACGCCGUUGCGCCGAGGGUGGGUCGGAGUCGCGGUGCAGAAUUUCUUCCAACUGCUGGUGCCCCUCUCUCUCCCGCGGCCGUCCGCCCUCUGCAGGGACAUCUCUACACUGUUCCCACCCGGGAGCAGGGCAACAUCUACAAGCCCAACAACAAGGCCAUGGCAGACGACAUGAACGAGAGGCAAGUGUACGACGUGCAUACCAAGGAGAUCGACCUGGUUAACCGGGACCCCAAGCAUCUCAACGACCACGUGGUCAAGAUUGAUUUUGAAGAUGUGAUUGCCGAACCAGAAGGAAUACACAGUUUCGAUGGCAUCUGGAAGGCCAGCUUCACCACCUUCACUGUGACGAAAUACUGGUUUUACCGCUUGCUGUCGGCCCUCGUGGGCAUCCCACUGGCCCUCCUCUGGGGCAUUUACUUCGCCAUUGUUUCUUUCGUGCACAUCUGGGUGGUUGUACCAUACAUUAAGAGUUUCCUGAUCGAGAUUCAGUGCUUCAGCCGUAUCUAUUCCAUCUGCAUCCACACCCUCUUUGACCCACUGUUUGAGGCUACUGGCAAAAUAUUCAGCAAUGUCCGCAUCAGUGUACAGAAAGAAAUAUAAAUGACAUUUCAAGGAUAGAAGUAUACCUGAUUCUUUUCUUUUCCUUUGAAUGUUCUUGGUGCCAAUAUCAAGUUUUGAGUUGCUAGUACGGCAACAAUAUAUGAGUGAAUUUUCUUGGUUCAUAACAAAGAAAUCACUCUCUUAGUUUUCAUAACUAUUAUGUGUCUCUUCUGAGCUAUUUCAUCUAUUUUUUUUUUUGGUCUAAAUUUUUAAACCCAUUUAAAAUGUUUUCCUUGCAUUUUUAUUUGCAUGUGGGGUCAUUGUUUUAUUGCCUGAGAUAUGAAUGAGAGAAAUAUGAAGAACCAGUGACCUCAACUGCCUAUUCUAAAAUGUUGAUCAUUUUAUGGUAAGGGAAGAAUUCCGGGCUAUGGCCAUUUGUUGUACAGGUAUGUGGCUGGUUUUAAAUUCUUCCCUUACCAUCUGAAGUGUUAGUGGAUUGCUGUCACUCAUUUUAAUGAUCCAAUGGGAUCUAGUGGUAUUUAUCAAAUUAGAACACCUACUCUGCAUUCACACAGUCUGACUGCCUUACCCUUCUGAAAAUGUGAGACUCUCUGUUCCUGAAUAUCUGUUACACAGAUAAUGAGACUUAAGUGCCUUCCUGUUCAUCAUAUUUUCCUUCUCAAAUGGGGUCUCGCUGGUCAGUUUUCAUUAAGUCAGCAACCUCUCUGGAGACCAAAAUUAGAAAAUCCAUUACCUAGUUCUCCCCACUUGUUUCUGACUCUGAGCACAGAGUCGGAUGAAGUUCCUGUCUGCACUUGAUCACACACCAUCGUUAUCCAUAUCGAGAAUGGCCCAUCUCAGCCCAAUGAGGUGAAUUAAGGAGGACACAUGGGGCCGAGUCCUCUCUGGACUGGCAGGCAUGGCAGCCAGCUUUCCUGCCUCUUCAGCUGAAUGAGGUCAGCAUGUCUAUUCAGCUUCGUUUAUUUCCAAGAAUAAUCACGCUUUUCCUGACUCCAAACUAAUCCAUCACCGGGUGUUUUAGUGGCCGAACAUUGUGUUCCCUUUUCAGCUGAUCAGGGGGCCUCCGGGGAAAGGCUCAUAAAAUGGAGGCCAUUGUGUGAGCCGGUCAGAGUUGUUGCACACGUGACCGCUUCGAAGUAAAGCACUGGCAACCGCCUGUUGUGCUGUGACACAUGGCCCCUCUACCCGCCAGGAGCUUUGGGCCUAAUCCAAGCAUCACUCUGCUCAGAGGGAAGAUGGGGGAGGAGGCAGUAAUAAAAGAUGGGGAUCGUUUUGCUGGAAUAAAUUCAAAUUCUUCUAAACUCAAACUGAGGAAUGUUACCUGUAAACCUGAGUCAUGCCGAACUCGGCCUGGUACACCCGAAAGCUUUUUAUUCCUCCUGCUCAUAUUAAGAUUCUGCCCUUGGGGAAUUUAUGUUUAACCUUCAGGUAUGCUUUCACUUUUAGUUCCAUACACUUGUGGGAACUCUGCUUGAUGGUUUUUUGUUGGUUGGUUGUUGUUUUUUUUUUUUUGCCUCUUCCAGUUUUCCUGACACUUUACUUACCAACUUGUUACUGACUUUGAUGCUUUGCAUUUAAAACAGACACUGGCAUGGACAUAGUUUUACCUUUAAUCUGUGUACAUACUGAAGAUGUACUACACUGCAUACUUUUUAAGUGUAAAGAUAUGUUUAUCUUUAUGUGAGGAAGAUCACUUGGGAGAUGGCUUUGUGAUUCAACCUGUAAACUGUGUGUCCCAAGACAUGUCUGUUCUACAUACAUGCUUAGUUUCCUGUGCAAAUCAAAUACUGGCCCGAAAGAUGGCUGAAAUUUUAUAUGCUUACUGAUAUGUUUUACACUUUUUUAUCUGCAUGGCCUGUAAAGGUUAUAAGUCUACACAAUAAAAAUGUUUAACAGUUCUGCA
Messenger RNA from Eptesicus fuscus (big brown bat), 2739 nucleotides. It is a transcript of the gene CAV1, whose product is annotated as caveolin 1. Gene Ontology annotation, cellular component: caveola; perinuclear region of cytoplasm; cytoplasmic vesicle. The transcript has 3 exons. The record is from RefSeq and is a predicted model, not a curated record. Gene Ontology annotation, biological process: negative regulation of endothelial cell proliferation; caveola assembly; negative regulation of protein tyrosine kinase activity. Bases 432 to 875 code for a protein of 147 amino acids. Gene Ontology annotation, molecular function: protein kinase binding; transmembrane transporter binding; molecular adaptor activity. Lineage: Eukaryota; Metazoa; Chordata; Mammalia; Chiroptera; Vespertilionidae.